Molecule: messenger RNA, 2102 nt
Organism: Chelonus insularis
Lineage: Eukaryota; Metazoa; Arthropoda; Insecta; Hymenoptera; Braconidae
Product: juvenile hormone epoxide hydrolase 1-like
Exons: 8
Coding region: 142-1530 (462 amino acids)
Biological process (GO): epoxide metabolic process
Molecular function (GO): epoxide hydrolase activity
Source: RefSeq, a predicted model, not a curated record
GGCUGCAGCAUUGAAAGACUUCACAGUUGAAUGUAUUGGGAUCAUAACACAUAUCUUAUAUUUCAUUCGCACGUUUCAACUGGAAAAGACCAGUUAACAGUUGCCUGUUGAACUGUGUAGAUAGUACUGGAAUAGGAUAUCAUGUCUAAAAUAUUACUUCUAACAGUAGUUGUUUUGUAUGUUGCGUACUACUUUGGAAAUGUUUAUCUCACUGAGCCGAACUUAGAGAUUCCUAAAUUACCUGAAACCAAUUGGGGACCAGCAAAUCGACAAACAGAUGAUUCGAUUAGACCAUUUAAAAUAAAUGUUUCAGAAGAUGUGAUCCAUGAUUUGAAACAACGAUUGUCAAGGACACGGUAUUCAGUGCCACCUCUUGAAAAUACAGGAUGGACUUAUGGAGUGUCUAGUAAAUAUUUGAAAGAGAUUGUCAAUUACUGGAAGGAUCAUUACAAUUGGUAUGAGAGACAAGAACUGCUUAAUAAGUAUCCUCAGUUUAUUACGACCAUCCAAGGAAUUGAUAUCCACUUUUAUCAUGUAAAGCCAAGUAAACUGCAAAAUGAAGAUGGGAGACAAUUGAAGGUAUUUCCACUAUUGUUGCUCCAUGGAUGGCCAGGAUCUGUAGUUGAAUUCCAGAAAAUUAUUCCUCUGUUGACAACUCCACGACCUGGCAAAGACUUUGUUUUUGAAGUCAUUGCCCCAUCUCUACCAGGAUUUGGCUUCUCUGAAGGAGCUGUGCGUCCUGGUCUAGGAACUGUUCAGAUGGCUGUAAUUUUUAAAAACUUGAUGCAACGAUUGGGAUUCGAUAAAUAUUAUGCUCAAGGUGGCGACUGGGGAAGUUUAAUAACACAUGAUUUAGCAACUUUAUUCCCUGAUAAAAUUUUUGGCGCUCACGCCAAUAUGUGUCCUAUAAGAUUCUCUAAAAUUCCCUGGAAAAUAUUUCUAGGAGCCUAUUUCCCUUCAUUAUAUGUUGAACCAGAGCACGCAUCCAAAGUGUACCCUUUGAAAUAUCAUUGGGGAAGAUUGUUGGAAGAAUCUGGCUACUUCCAUAUUCAAGCUACAAAGCCCGAUACUAUAGGAGCUGCUUUGAGCGAUUCUCCAGCAGCUCUUGCAGCCUAUAUACUGGAAAAAUUCAGCACAUGGACUAAUCCUGAAUUUCGAUUUGUAAAUGAUGGUGGACUUUUAGUUAAAUUUACUAUGGAUGAGUUGUUGGACAAUGUCAUGCUUUACUGGGUUACUAAUUCUAUAACAACAAGUGUAAGAAUUUAUGCGGAGAGUUUCAGCUCCGAAAACUUUGGAUUAUUGAACCCCUACCCAGUCACCACUCUUUUCGGUUUUGCUAAUUUUCCCAAUGAAUUGUCGUACACGCCGGAAUCUGUCGUGCGAUCUCACUUCAAGAACUUGAUUCAUUUUAGUCAUUUACCUAGAGGAGGACAUUUUGCAGCCUUUGAAGAACCUCAACUUCUCUCCGAUGAUAUAUACACUUUUGUUGACAAAAUUCAAAAUAUGGAUAUGUCAACUAAUCCUAAAUAAUCAUCAACAAUUACUGCCAAGUUAUUUUUAGCUUUCCAGUGGGAAGUUAUUAUAAAUUUUUCCAUUAUCCACGUAAUAGAUGUAUUUAUCUAUUAUCAAAAAAUAUAGAUUUAGAUUAUUUCUAUCAUAAAUUCAUAAAAUUUUUAUAAACUGUAUAUACAUUAUAAAUAGUGUACACAAAAAUACCUUGAAAUGAUUGAUUUAUGCUCAGGUGAUUAUGAAGUGUUCCAAUAAUUAUAAUUUAUUAUAAAGUUUUUAUACUUCACGUUAAUAAAAGUGUUAAAAAAAAGGGAACAGUGCUGAUAAACUUUAGUAUAGCAUAAAUGAUUACGAUUAAAAUUUGCAAGUAAUUGAUAUAAAGAAAAUUAAUAUAACUGAAAAUAAUUAUAACUGGAGAAAUGAUCAGUUAUGAAUGUAUGUCUUUUCUAUUCUCAAACUCCAAUAAACCUCUUUAAUUCCAACCAAUAAUAAUAACAGCCAAAUUAGCUGAAACAAAUAACCAUUUACAUAAGAUAAAGAUGUAUUAUAAAUCCAAUAAAAGUGAUGAAUACUUAUAUUCAAUUGCAAGAGAA